Corylus avellana is the source of this 1592-nucleotide messenger RNA. The record is from RefSeq and is a predicted model, not a curated record. NCBI's taxonomy places the organism in Eukaryota, Viridiplantae, Streptophyta, Magnoliopsida, Fagales, Betulaceae.
UAUACUUUGUUCUACAGCUGAUUAAUUUUUCCAAUUCAGCGCUACAAAUGCUUGAGGAUAAUGUUGAUGCCCGAUUAACUCUCGCUUUCCUUCUUCUAGAAGAAGCUAAGGAAGAUGAAGCAAUUUCAUUGCUAACUCCUCCAAAAGAUUUAGACUCUAUUGAUCGACUACUGCCUGAAAAAUCUAAACCAUGGUGGCUAAAUGAAAAGGUGAAAUUGAAGCUUGCUCUCAUAUAUAGAGCUAAAGGGAUGCUUCAGGACUUUGUGGAUGCAAUCUUCCCUUUGGUUCGUGAGUCAUUAUAUGUUGAAACUCUUCAUCCUAAGGUUAAAGUGAAAAAGAGGCUCUCGAGAAGAGUUCUGUUUGAAAGAGUUAAAGUACUGGAAGAUCAUGGAACUGAGAACUUAUUUUCUAGAUUUAGACCAGUAGCUCCUUCAUCGGACCUGUCAAAAGCUGCUAGAGCAAAGCGGUUACUUCAGAAGAAGGAAACAUUAAGGGAGAAAAAGAAAGCCGAGGCACUGGCUUCAGGGGCUGAUUGGCAAAGUGAUUAUUCAGAUGAUGAGCAACCGCAAGAAGUGCUCCGAGAACCUCCCCUGCCUAAUCUUCUAAAAGAUGAAGAGCAUCAUAGCCUUAUAAUAGAUUUGUGUAAAUCACUGGCUUCCUUGAGAAGGUAUUGGGAAGCAUUGGAGAUUAUUAAUCUCACUCUAAGAUUAGCUCAUAACAUGCUGUCUGCAGAGAAGAAGGAGGAGCUUCGAUCUCUUGGAGCUCAGAUAGCAUACAAUACAACGGAUCCUAAGCAUGGAUUUGACUGUGUAAAAUACAUUGUUCAGCAGCAUUCAUACAGCCUCUCGGCCUGGAAUUGCUAUUACAAAGUAGUUUCAAGACUGGAGAAUCGUGAUUCAAGGCAUUGCAAGUUUCUCCGUGCUAUGUUAGGCAAACUUCUAGAUUGUGUACCUCCCAUUAUCAUAUAUGGGCAUCAGUUUACCAUGGCCAGCAACCAUCAACAUGCUGCGAGUAAAUACCUUGAAGCUUAUAAACUGCUGCCAGAGAAUCCCUUAAUUAAUCUGUGUGUCGGAACUUCCUUGAUUAAUUUAGCCCUAGGAUUCAGACUUCAAAACAAGCAUCAAUGUCUUGCCCAAGGCUUGGCUUUCCUCUACAACAAUUCACGUCUUUGUGAGAACAGCCAGGAAGCGUUAUAUAACAUAGCCCGGGCAUAUCAUCAUGUUGGCCUUGUAACUCUUGCAGCUUCAUAUUAUGAGAAAGUGCUUGCAGUUCGUGAGAAAGAUUACCCCAUCCCAAAGCUUCCUUGCGAGAAUCCAGACAUGGUCGAAAAUCAGAAACCAGGCUAUUGUGACCUCCGCAGAGAAGCAGCUUACAAUCUGCAUCUUAUCUACAAAAAAAGUGGAGCAUUUGAUCUUGCUAGGCAAGUCUUGAAAGAUCAUUGUACCAUUUAAGCAUACAUAUCCUAUAUAAUAAUUACUAUUUUCAUUUGUAGAUUUACAUGUAUAGUAAAUUAGCUUAUCAAAGCAUUUUGUUGGGAAUUAAAAGGAUACUGAUAUAGGUUUUCUAAAUUAUUUACUUUUCAUUUAUUUUUA